Closterium sp. NIES-67 is the source of this 7640-nucleotide messenger RNA. The record is from the annotation of a GenBank genome assembly. Lineage: Eukaryota; Viridiplantae; Streptophyta; Zygnematophyceae; Desmidiales; Closteriaceae.
CAAUCUGUGCUUAGUUCACCUUGCCAUCCUUACGAAUGGCCCAGUUUCUCGACUAAUUGCUGGCUGACAUUUACGUUGCUGGGCGCGCGCCAUGGAGGACGACGAUUUCGAGGAUCUCUACGGCGACGUCGGCACGGCGUCCGGCCCGCUGACCUCCACCGCCGCUCCCGCCGUCGUGAAAUCGGAGUACGACUACGGGCUGGGCGGCGACGACGACCUCGGGGAUGCCGACGACGAGGCGCUGCUCUACGGCUCGCCGCUCGCCGCUCCACCCGCUGCUGCGAUUUCCGUACCCGCAAAACCUGAGCCUGCCGAUCUGGUCGCACUGGCGUCGUCGACCCCCGCCUUACCCGAUGCGGAGCCGCCUAAGCCCGAAGCUGCGGCCCCUUCACCCACACCCAUCCCCGCCGCCGCCUCCGCACCGAUAGGCUCCCACGCCGUGCCCGCUUCCGCGGCAGCAUCGAUCCGCGCAGCUGCCGCCUCGCCGCCUGUUCCGGCCGAAGCCACGCCCGCCUCUAAUGCUGGAGAAGCUUAUAACGCGGAUAUCGGGACAGCGGUUGGUGGAUCGUCGAUCCCAUUGCAGACAGAUGGAGUGACGUCAGCGAGUGGCGAGGAGGACGAGGAGAACGAGGAGGACGAGUUGUAUAAUCAGCUGUAUGGCGGCGAGAAGGCACACGGCAUCGGAGGGCAAGGCCGGCCUGAUGAGCCGCUUGCAUUGCCGGGUGAUGCCGCCACGCCGGCCUCUGAUUCACAUGGCCGCUCUGCCGCUGCUGCUGCUCGGGCUGACGGGCCUGCUUCUGAAGCUGCUGCUGCUGUAACGAAUGUGCCUGUAGCGGGAGACGUUGAGGGGCAUAACGAAACGGAAGAUCUUUCUCGGGGGAUGAAGGGGGAGGGGGGAGAGGAUGCGGAAGCGAGGGGGGAGGAGGAGGGGCCAACGGAGGGCGGCGCAAGGGCGGAACCGCGGGAAUCAGCGCACAGUGAGGGGGAAGGUGGCGCAGGGGGGCUUAGGUUUGACGCGGAGAGAGUGAAGGGCGAGCAGAAGGCAGCAGGGGGGGAGGAAAAGGAGGAGGAGGAAGAAGACGAGGAUUUGGAGAAGUUUCUGUAUCGCGCUGGCGAUGGCUGCGGUGGGGGUGGUGGUGAUAUUGGUGGAGAGGACGGCGCGGAGGGCGAGCAGAGCGUGUUCCCCUUCGCGGAGCUGGAGGAGGAGGAAGAGCAGGGGGAGGAGGCGGGGGUGAAGGACGUGGGAAGGGAGAGGUACGAGGCCGACCAGGGGAAGGCAGGGGGGCGGCCAGAGGAGCGGCUAGAUGGGCGAGCCCAUGAGGAGGCGCGGCCAGGGGGCGAGGAGCGGGCAGCCAUGGAUGUUGACGGGGACGGGGACGGGAUGGGCGGGGAUAGAGAAAUGAGCGCGGAAGAGGAAAGGGGGAGUGCUGGAGGAGACGGGGAGACGGAGGUGGGGGAAGGGGCGGGCGGAGCAGAGGGGGAGGGAGAAGAGGAGGAGGAGGAGGAGGAGGAGGAGGAGGAGGAGGAGGAGGAGGAGGAGGAGGAGGAGAGUGAGGAUGAUGACGAUGACGAUCUGAUCAUUGUGGCCAAUGACCCUGUGCCACCUGUCGGCGAGUGGGACGAGGGGAUGGCGACGCCUGCAGGGCAGGGUGGGCCUGGAGCAGGGCGCGGCUAUCGAGUCACGCCGCCCUCUAAGGGCCAUUCCCCCAUGGACGGUGCAGCCUUGGGCGCAACUCCCCCCCCUGCCCCUGGUUCCGCCCCUGGCGCGCUUGCAGCAGGAGGGGGGCCAGGGGGAGCUGCGGGGCAGGGGGGAGGUUGGGGUGGGGGCAUGGGGGGGAGAAUGGGCGCAGGGGGGCCAUCAAUGGGGGGAGGGGGGGGGCAGGCGGGGCAGUACCAGCCGCAGCAGGGCGGGCAGGGGGGGCGGCCGCCUGCAGUGUGGCAGCAUGGGUCAGGGAGGGGGUACCACAUCGAGAUCAACCUGCCGCCCACCAAGACGGUGUUCGAUCUGGACAUCGACAGCCUCGAGGACAAGCCGUGGCGCCGCCCGGGCGCUGAUGUCAGCGACUACUUCAACUUUGACAUGAACGAGGGGCUGUGGCGCGACUACUGCCACCGCCUGGCCCAGUUGCGUCUGGAGGCGAGCAUGCAGAGCCGCAUCCCCGUGUUCGAGUCGCGCAUGGCCACUGAGGACAUCGACCCCGAGAUGCCGCCUGAGCUGGUGACAGCUGUCACGCACGCCAUGGGCAGCCGCCCGCACGCCGACGCCCUCUUCUUCGUCGAGCGCCGCCCCUCCUGGGAGACGCGCCGCCCGCGCCCUGUGGACGCUGACGUUAUCAUCGAGGUGCCGGUGGAGGGGCUGGCCAUGGAGCCCCCUCCGCCCCCCCACCUGCUACCCCCCGACGCCCCGCCCAUCCCUGCCGCUCCACACUCUGCGGGGCCCACUGCUGACGCUCGCAGGGGGAUGGGGGCAGCAGGGGGAGGCGCAGGGGGAAGCGGAGGGGCAGGGGGAGGACCUAGUGGCAGCGCAGGGGGAGGAGGUGGAGCAGGGGGUGGGAGGGGGAUGCAUGGGGAGGGGCAGGGAGGCAGGGCGCUGUCAGGGCAGCAGGGCGCGCCUGGGGGAGGGCCAGCUAGUUCAGGUGGCACCCCAGCUGUUUCUUCAGGUGCUGCUGCUGCUGCCGGGCCGCCCAGUUGCGCUGCCUCUGUGGAGGGUGCAUCAGGGGGGGCAGCAGGGGGAGCAGCAGGGGGGCUGCCUGGUGCUCUCCCCCCGCCUCCCCCCCUCCCCCGCGGGCAGCAUCCCCCCUUCCCGCCCAUGUUUCCUGGGGGACCAGAUGGCAUGGGCAUGGGGGCGGGGAUGGGCAUGGGGGGGAGGGGAGUGGGCAUGGGGCGCGGGGGAGUGGGCGGGUUUGGGAUGGAAGGGGGAGGAAGGGGACGCGGCAUGGGGCCUGGUCCCGGGCACAUGAUGAGGCCCGGCGCCCCCAUGGGGAUGGGGAUGAAGCCCGGCAUGCUGCCCCCGCACAUGCACCCCCACCCCAUGUUCCUGCGCAGCCCCCCUGCUGGCGCCGCUGGCCCCAUGGGCGGACCCAUGGGCGGAGGGAUGGGGGGAGGCAUGGGUGGAGGGCAGGCACGAGGAAGGUGGGAGGGUGAGAGGCACGAGGGAGAAGCGAGGGAAGGUAGGGAUGGAGGAGGCGAGAGGCGGAGGGGAGGGCGAUGGGGGAGGGAUGAGGCGGAGGAGGAGGAGGAUGGCGGGGGGGAUGCGGUGGACUACGGCAGCAUGUGGGACGACCACGAUGGCGAGGGGGCCGUGGGGCUGGAGGCGUACGAGGGGAAGGAGGUGGACGGGCAGGGUGGGGGGGAUGAGAGGGAGAGGGAUGAGAGGGGGGAGAGGAAGGGGAAGGGCAGGGGUGAAGUGGAAGGAGGAGACGGGCAGAGGGGCGGGCAUGCGAAGGAGGGGGAAGGGCGUGGUGACGAGGAGAUGGCGCAUGGGCAUGGGAAGGAGGGGCGUGGUGACGAGGACGCGCUCCAUGAGCUCCAUGAACGCCCUCCCACGCCGACUGCCGACUUUGAUGACGAUGAUGACGUGGCGGCGCCAGCUGGCAAGGGGCAGGAGACGGAGAGGGGUGAUGGGGAGGAAGACGUGAGGGGCAGAGCGAAGGAUGGGAAGGAUGGGAAAGAUGGGGAGGAUGGGGAGCAGCAGGGAGAGGGAGGGGCGAGGGAGGGGAAACGAGGUGGGGGGGGCAAGGAGCGCGGGGAGGAGAGGGGGCGAGGGGAGAGAGGGAGAGGUCGGGAGGAGGGCAAUGGGGCAGGGGAGGAGGUGGUGGAGGGAGGUGCGGGGGGGAGAGAGAAGGGUGGUUUGGAGGAGCGGGAGGAAGCGAGGGGAGGGGAGGAGGCAGCAGCAGGAGGGGGGGAGGAGGAAGAGGAGUAUGAGGAUGAGCUGGCCUUUGAGGGGGAGGACUUUGGAGAGAUGUAUGAGGAGGACGAGGAGGAGGAAGGAGGGGGUGAGGAGGGGAGUGAGAAAUGCAGGGAGGGCAGGGAGGGCAGGGAGGGUAGGGAGGGUAGGGAGGGUAGGGAGGGUAGGGAGGGUAGGGAUAGGGAGAGGGGCAGAUGGGUGAGGGAGAGGGGCAGCGAUGGAGCAGGCGGUCCCGAUGCUGCUGAUGCUGAUGCUGCCUCUGGCGUCGCCAGGCCAUUCUCCCCGAGAGGCCCGCCUCACCAGCACGAGGGCAGGUUCCAUGAAGGGGCGCGGUACGGGGGAGGCAGGGGCAGGGGCGGGCGAGGAGGGCCCUUGCCCCCAGGGCUUGCACACGCGUAUGGGGGGAGGCAUGGCCGGCAUGGGCGGGGGAGAUGGAUGGGCGGACGCAUGGGGCCCAGAGAUAUGGGCAUGGGCAUGGGCAUGGGGAUAGGUAUGGGGAUGCCGCCGGGGUUGGGGAUGGGCAUGGGUGGGCCAGGUCCGGGUGCAAGUGGAGCAGGUGGCAUGGUGAAGGGGGGAAGGAUGGUUGCAGGGAGUGCGGGGGGGAGGGAGAACUAUGGGUCCCCCAUGGGGUAUGGGCGAAUGGCUGUCGACGCACCACUUGGCAGGAUGGGAGUGGAUGGUGGAGGGUUCAGCAGGAGGGGAGGGGAGAUGCUGGGGCGAAGGCAGGAGGAGGUGAGGGACGGUGGGGUGGGGGUGGGAGAAAGGGCGGAGAAGGCAGUGGAGGGAGACGAGAGGAGGGGGGCAUGGCGAGAGGAGCGGGAGGAGAGGGGUGAGAGAGGUGAGAGGGUGAGGGAGAAGUGGAAGGAUGAGCGGGAGAAGGAGAGGGGCUUUAAGGAGGAGCGUGGAGGGAGUGUGGGUCCGGAACCAGAAAGGAGCGGGCGGAGCAGGGUGAAGGAAGAGAGAGGUGAGAGGAGGGAGAGGGGUGAGAGGAGAGAGAAGGACGAGAGGAGAGAGAAGGAUGAGAAGGUUGAUCGUGGUGGAAGGGGUGAUAAAGGGGAGAGGGGAGGGCGAGAGCGAGAGGAGAGGGAGGGAGGAGGGGAGAGGGCGAGUGAAGAGGGGUUGAGAGGCCGGGAAAGGCCGAAGCAGAAGGGAAGGGAGAGAGGAGGGGAGAGGGAGAGAGGAGGGGAGAGGGAGAGAGGGGAGAAGGAGAGGGAGCGGGAGAGGGGAAGGGAGAGGGCAACAAGUGUGGGUCAGGAGCGAGAGAGGGAGGCGGUGGGGAAGGGGGAGGAGAGGGCGGGGAUUAAAGGGGAGAGGGAGUGGAGGAGAGGCGAGAGAGAGGAGUGGAGAGGCAGUGAAGGAGUGGGGCGAGAGGGUAUUGGGCGAGAGGAGGUGGGGAAUGAGUUUAUGGGACGUGAAGGGAUGGGGCGCGAGGGUGCGGGCAAAGAGGGGCCAGUGGCAGACCUGAGAGUGAAGCUGCGUGAGGAGAAGGGCAAGGCGGGGCGAGGCAGGGAGAAGGAGGGCAGGGAGAAGGACGGGAGGGAGUGGGAGGGCGAGGAGCGGGAGGAGAGGGGCCGGGAGAAAGGGCGAGGGCGGGAGGAGAGGGAGAGGGGGAAGGAGAGGACGAAGGAGAGGGGGGGGGGAGGAGGAAUGGAGGGUCCAUUGGAGGAAGCAGGAGGGGAUAGGAGGAGGGGAGGGGAGUCACGAGGCGGGGAGAGAGGUGAUCGGCACGCGCACAGGGGCCCACCACCUGGGGAGGACGGCAGGAGACCAGGUACUGCCCCUCACUCCCCUUCUCCCGCUGCUGCAGACAGUGCUGCAGCUGCUGCUGCUGCUGGUGGCACUGCUAUGCGUCGCAGUGCUGUGCAGCGCACAGACGGGCAUCUGGUGGUGCAGGUGGGGGGAAGGGGGGCGGAAGGUGCGGCGGACAAGAGAGGGGGGGCGCACUGGCGGGACAGCCAGAGCCAGGGUCACCUGGUGGUGCACGUGGGGGGGGAAGGGGCAGAGGAUGGGCGUGGGGUGAGUGGUGGGGAGGAUAGUGGCGCUCAUGCUUAUGCUGGGGGGGGGGGCGGAGGAGGAGGGAGGAAGCGUAAGUCGAGUGAUGCAGGCACGGGGGAGGAGAGAUGCAGAGAGAGGGAGGGGGGAGGAGGAGUGGGGAGGGGGAGUGAGGAGGGGAACAUGCCAAGUGGUGCUGCUGGCGCUGGUACGCCAGAGGGAGCGCAAGGGGCGGCAGCAGGGGAGAGCAAGAUGGAGCGGCCGGCGCGCAAGAGACGGUGGGCAUGAGGGGGCGGUGGGGAGAUGAAGGGGAGUGAGGGGAGGGCGGGGCGAGGAAUGUGCAAGAGAAGCGGUGUGCGGUGAGGGAGGGAGGCGGCGAGGGGGUGGCGGGCAGGGAGGAGUGCUGGAGCAUGGCGGCUAAGAGGCUCUGCUUUGCUGUGGAGCUCUCCUGCGAGCGUGGUGACGGAUGGAGGCUGCUGCUGCUACAGGGGUGGACGUGCUGCCAGGGGGGCGAUGCACGCAGCAGAUUGCAGUGAUGAGCCGCCAGGGGGGAAUCUCACGAGGUGUCUUUCGAGCCAAGAUGGGCAUGGCUGCGUAGCGUACCGGGUGUGAAGGCAUGGCUGCCGCAGCGGGUGUGUGCAGCCACACAUGCCCACCUGUGUGCAUGCUUGCCGCGGCACACCCACUGCUCUUCACAUCCCCGUCAGCACCUGAGCAGACUAUGGCAGCGGCCGGGCAUGUGGUUGGUGCCAAGAAGGUGGGCAUGUGGUUGGUGCCAAGGAGACGUGCCUGUGUGCAAUUGUGGCAGGUGGGGAGUGCGCCAGGGCUGGAGGCCAUGCGGGGUGGAGGCCACAGUGCUGGCACGACUGCCCAAGGAGCCUGGUGGUGCUCGAGUUCUCUUCCCUUGAAUCAGGCUCCUCGGGAACAAGCUGCUUCUCUCAGACACUUUCUCCUCCCACCCUGCCUGCCUGUCCGCCUGCGUGCUGCUGCGUGACCCUGGUCACAACUCUGUCCUCUUGCGCCCUCCUGCUGCUGCUGCCACUGCUCUUGACAUCUGCAGUAGCAGCAGGAGCAGCCCCUUGCCUGGGCUCUAGCAGCCUCUGGAGUCUGGAGUCUGGGACUUCUGCCCAGACAGAUGCUCUCUGCUCUGCAGAUGACCUUUGACUGACCUUUGACUCGCUUGACUUUGCUUGACUGGACACGUGCUUGUUUUGCGACUAGGUAUGUGCAUAACUGUUUGAAAGCUGCUGCAUGCAUGCGUAGCGUAGGCCAUGUUUUGACGCAGGAAUGCAGGCUGCAUCCACAGCAGGUAGACACGGCAUCUGGAAGCAGAGGAGGCAGAGGAGUGGAUGGGGCAAUGGCCGUACAUAUCAUCAUGCAGCGCUGCCCCUGCAAGUGCCACCACACCACACCGCACCACACCCACUGUCUCUCAGUAGGUUCCCUGUGCUGACGACGACCUUGCAAGGCACACGGGGCAGCAGACUGGUAGCCUGGUAGCACAUGCCACAGGGAAGCUGUAUAGACUCGUAGCAGCACUUAGUGUAGAAGCUGGUAGGGUGCAGAUAUGUGCUGCAGGUGCAGGGCCACGUAUAGGCAGUUGCUACACAAUGAUAGAGGAUGCUCGCUUGCAGCCCUGCAGUAGAUACAUGCCGUAACACGGUACGGCAGCGGUGGAGAUGUGGGAAUGGCCAUGCAGUUCGGAGUUCAGCCCAUGGGGGAAUCGAGUGGCUCUUGAGCU